AUGGAAUACAAGUUCUUCUUCAUUGCCAAUCUCUUUUUACUUAAUGAAGUGAUCAAAGCGAGAGAAGCGCUUCCGAAAGAAUGCCAAUCGCUCUCAACCGAAAUCGACAAAUCGGCGUGCAAGCAGCGCUACUUUUCCUUCAUCUUCGUGAUGCUGGGUGAACCGGUGAAAGAAGAGGCGCUGAGACACUGGAACAUCUCGAAAUGGAUCCUCAAGCCGUGCUACGAUCUCGAGUCAAAGCCACCUGGACUUAAAAAUUGGAACAAUAGCAUUGUCACAUUUGUCGAUCACGAUUGGAAGAUAAAUCUUCCCAGAGCUUUCACCCAUGACGAAAUUCUCGACUUGGAGCACAUCGAUCACCCCGAGAGUAAAUACGAUUGGUUGUAUCUCACAAAAGACAUCAACUCCGUUCACGAUCUUGCCUCAGUCCUUGACAUUGCUUUGAAACAAAUGGACGAGGAUAAAUUCGAUCGUCAGCCGACUGUUCACCUCUUGUUGAACGCCUUGGAUAAACAACUCUACUACGAAUUCGGUGACUCUCUUUUGCCGUUCCUCCGGGAGAGUGUCGAGAAAUUUGUCUCUCAUGGAGCCAUCGCUAAACUCAUCUUCACAAUUGACCAAGUGCUAGACCCGUACGUUGAGGGUUAUCUGAAAGAAAUGCGCGACGGAUCGAAUGGAUACUUUGAUUAUAUAAUCGACCCGAUGACCGACUCUGUUGCUGUUGCCAAAAACUAUGGAAUGUGCUCAAAAAAUGUCAACGCUGAUUUC
Molecule: messenger RNA, 768 nt
Organism: Mesorhabditis belari
Lineage: Eukaryota; Metazoa; Nematoda; Chromadorea; Rhabditida; Rhabditidae
Source: the annotation of a GenBank genome assembly